CGGCAUGCCCCCACACAUUGGAUAAAGUCCGUUACUAUGGUGAUCAUCAGUUUGUAAGAGCCUGUUCUCCCUCUUGGCACUAUGUGAAUAUUCAUCAUUAAAGUUUAGAUAAGAAGAUAAACUCACAAAGGACGAAUUCUGGAGAGGGGGACAAACUUUUGGAUUCCCCCCACACACACACUUUUGGACCCUUGUCUUAAAAAUAUCUCACCCGCUAAUUUUACUUUAUCCGACCGCUCAGUUUUUUAGGCAAGUAUGUUUUCCAUCAAGUUCUACCUUCCUGUUCUUUUAUAUUCUUCUGCGCUGCUGCUGCUCUGUCCGCCCCGGCUCUCCGCACAGAAAUCGAACGGUCAACGGUGGCUUAUCGGAGACAGGGAGAGUCACUGUGGAAUCCUCUGCUCAAAUACGCAUGGCAAACCCGUGUGUGGCUCAGAUGGGCGGAGUUAUGAUACCAGCUGUGACCUGCAGAGAGCAAAAUGCAGGGACCGUACCCUGACAUUAGCCUAUAGGGGGCGAUGCAGAGGUAAAAACUGGGUGAGGAUCGAUCAGCCUCCUCCUCUACUCCCAGCCCCUACACUGACCUCUGAAGGGAAAGAGCUGGAGUUGAAGGAAGCAGGACAGUCAAAAUGCCGGGUGGAGAGAAGCCAGGCUCUGGAGCAGUCCAAGAGGCCACAGGAGUCCAUCUUUAUCCCAGAAUGCAAUGAGGACGGAACAUUCGCUCAGGUUCAGUGUCAUACUCUGACUGGCUACUGCUGGUGUGUCACAACGGACGGCAAACCAGUGAGCGGCUCUUCGGUGCACAACAGAACGCCAGUGUGUUCAGUGCACCUGUUGUCCUGCAUAAGAUCCAAUAUUUUCAUUACUGUUUCUUGCAAAGGAAACUUCCGUGAAUUUAUGGGAACUCAUGCUGGCACAAGUGGAUUGUCAGGUUCAGUCACUGAUAAGCCACCAGGACCCCCUAGCUCUGGACGAAAAGUCUCCUUCCGUUUCUUUCUUACCCUCAACCCAGAUGAUGGUUCAAAGCCCACCCCUACCAUGGAGACCCACGUCGUCCCAGAGGGUGACGAGAUCACUGCCCCCACACUAUGGAUAAAACAGUUGGUUUACAAAGAAAAUAAACAGAACAGUUCCAACAGUAGGAGACCAGAGAAAGUUCCCUCUUGUGACCAAGAGAGACAGAGCGCUCUGGAUGAAGCACGGCAGAAUCCUCGAGAGGCCAUUUUCAUCCCUGACUGUGGCCCACUUGGCCUCUACAAACCAGUCCAGUGCCACCAGUCCACAGGUUACUGCUGGUGUGUACUGGUUGACACUGGAAGACCCAUUCCUGGUACAUCCACCAGAUACCAGACACCUGAAUGUGACAGUGAUGCACGCUCCCGUGCGAUGGAGAUGGAAGAUCCAUUUAGAGACAGAGAUCUUUCAGGUUGUCCAGAGGGGAAGAAGGUAGAAUUCAUAACCAGCUUGUUGGAUGCCCUUACGACAGACAUGGUGCAGGCUAUAAAUUCACCAGCCCCCUCUGGUGGUGGGAGGUUUGUGGAACCUGAUCCCAGCCACACACUGGAGGAGAGGGUGGUGCAUUGGUACUUUGCCCAGUUGGACAACAAUGGCAGUCAUGACAUCAACAAGAAGGAAAUGAAGCCGUUUAAACGCUACGUUAAGAAAAAAGCCAAGCCCAAGAGGUGCGCCCGCAAGUUUACAGACUACUGUGACCUCAACAAGGACAAAACCAUCUCUCUACAAGAGCUGAAAGGAUGUCUGGGCGUCAACAAAGAAGGAGGUAGCAGCAGCAGCAGCCAAGGGACAAGGCAAGGGACAAAUUUGUUCAUAGGUCGUCUGGUGUGAAGAGAGAGGCAUCCAAAAGAUGAGGAGAGAGCGGAGGACGCUAAGGGAAGGCACCUGGACUGGACACUCUCUAGAUCAAAAGAGAGAGAAGGAGCGAGAAAAAG
Molecule: messenger RNA, 1946 nt
Organism: Chanos chanos (milkfish)
Lineage: Eukaryota; Metazoa; Chordata; Actinopteri; Gonorynchiformes; Chanidae
Gene: smoc1
Product: SPARC related modular calcium binding 1
Exons: 16
Coding region: 256-1842 (528 amino acids)
Biological process (GO): extracellular matrix organization
Cellular component (GO): basement membrane
Molecular function (GO): calcium ion binding; protein binding; heparin binding
Source: RefSeq, a predicted model, not a curated record